AAACAUAUUCAAAAAUCAUAGUACUAUUUUACGUGCUAUUUUAAUAUCUCACUAUGUUUGUUUUGCAAACAGUUCUGCUUAGUCAUUUCAGGACUAACUCCAAUAAUAGAAAUAUUACUAUAAUCAAGGCAGGUUCUUUGUAUUGGUAUUAAAAUGUUCAUGGUUUGGGCCGAUGUAUAAUUUUGUGCUUGUGACUGCAUAUGAAUCCUCAAAAGUAUAGAGAAAAAUCAAUAUCAUUGACCCACAGGAUUCCAGAGAAGCGAAUCAAAGGUUAGUGUACUCAUGCAAAGGUUUACAAGAGUGAGCGUGAUCUGCCGCUGAAAACUCUCAUUUGGCACCGUGUCGUCUGAUCUACUGCCAUCAUGAAUCUGAAGCUCCUCUUCUUUUGCCUCUUUCUUGCUGUGAUUCUCAUCCCUGCUGAAAUGAAGCGUGACAAGUACAAAAAACUUCGUUAUAAUCAUCGUCAUCAUAACGAUGAUCCUCUUCAAGUCGGGCCUCAUAAACAUGGAAAACAUGCGAAAAGGAGAGAACGGUUUAAUGACAUAAUUAAUGACGUGUUCUUUGGAAAUUUGAGAGAUACUCUUGAUGAUGAUGACGACGAUGAUGAUGAUGACCCAAGUGAAUGGCUUCUUGACCUUCAAGAUCCAGCAGGCCAAUGUAACCCAAACCCUUGCCAAAAUAAUGGCGUUUGCAAGGAGAAAGGAAAGAAAAAAUUCAAAUGUGACUGUCCAAAACAUUUCAAGGGAAGACGAUGUGAGAAAGGACCAAAGUUUUGCAAGAGAGGUUUAUGUGGCUGUGGUGAGUGUGUGCUGACUUCCACUCGACCAUUUUAUGAGUGCAAAUGCAAGCAUCCCUUCAAGCCUCCAUACUGUAGAACAUAUGCUGUCUGUGAGCCUAAUCCGUGUAAGAAUGGUGGACAGUGCAUCAAGGAUGGUAACGACUUUGAUUGCGAGUGUCCUUCAGGUUUCAGAGGUCGUUUUUGCCACGUCGGCCCAAAUGACUGUUAUGAAGAUGAUGGAGAGUCAUAUCGUGGUACCGUGAGUGAGACAGUUGAUGGUGAUGAGUGCCUCUACUGGAACUCUCAUUUCAUCCUGGAGAAAGGAAUGUAUCCUUUCAACUCUUUUGAGGACAGCGACGGCCUUGGCCCUCACAACUUUUGCAGAAACUCAGAUGGUGACUUGACGCCGUGGUGUUUCUUCAGAAGAGGCCGAAAGCUGCUGUGGAACUAUUGUGAUGUAAAUGAAUGUUCUGAAGAUGGAAUUGCCACCCCAGCUCACCCUGCACCUCCAGCUUCUCCAGCACCUCCUGAGCCAGCUCCUCCAAAGCCAACAACACCUGUCCCAACCCAAAUGACCAUCGAGCCUCCACAACCUAGUGACGCCUCACCCACUCUCACACCUUCUCUAAAAACGUUCAGCACUUGUGGGAAACCUCAGCCAAAGAUAGCCAUCACCCGAAUCUUUGGGGGAUUGAAGGUACCCCCUGGGGCAUUACCUUGGCAGGUGUCCCUGCAAGUGAGGCCCAAGAGAUCCACUCAGUUGUACAAGCACAUCUGUGGAGGUGUUCUCAUCGAAAGCUGCUGGAUACUGACAGCUGGACACUGCAUUGAACGGCGAAAUGACAUGCAGGUGGUUAUGGGAGGGCUCUCUCUGGACACUGAUGAGUCCACUGAACAGAUCUUUAAUGUUGAAGAGGCCAUUGUGCAUGAGAACUAUAGGGAAACUCUAAUAUCAGUCCACAAUGACAUAGCGUUGCUGCGACUGGAAGGUGCUGAUGGUGUUUGUGCCAAUGAGACCCAGUUUGUGAAGGCAGCCUGUCUGCCUGAGAGCCCACUAGCUGAUGGGGAGGAAUGUACCAUCUCUGGGUGGGGUGCCACUGAGGAAUCCGACUAUGGUUCCAACCAUUUGCUGGAGGCCAAUGUUCUGCUGAUCAACCAGGACAAAUGCUCCGAAGACAACAUUUAUGGCUCAACUUUGGAUAAUGGCAUGUUCUGCGCUGGACAUCUACAAGGAGGUGUCGAUUCCUGCCAGGGUGACUCUGGAGGACCGCUGACCUGUGAGCACAACAACACCCAUGUUGUUUAUGGUUUGGUGAGCUGGGGAGACCAAUGUGGAAAGAAGAAUAAACCUGGGGUAUACUCACGGGUCACUCAUUUCCUGGACUGGAUCAAAUCAAAGACUCAAGCAUCAUCAUAAUAAAGAACAUCUACUAUUGCA
Molecule: messenger RNA, 2216 nt
Organism: Phyllopteryx taeniolatus (common seadragon)
Lineage: Eukaryota; Metazoa; Chordata; Actinopteri; Syngnathiformes; Syngnathidae
Product: hyaluronan-binding protein 2-like
Exons: 13
Coding region: 363-2195 (610 amino acids)
Biological process (GO): proteolysis
Molecular function (GO): serine-type endopeptidase activity
Source: RefSeq, a predicted model, not a curated record